Knipowitschia caucasica is the source of this 582-nucleotide messenger RNA. The record is from the annotation of a GenBank genome assembly. NCBI's taxonomy places the organism in Eukaryota, Metazoa, Chordata, Actinopteri, Gobiiformes, Gobiidae.
AUGGGCUCCCAGGAACCUCCCAAGAGCCUCCCCAGACAUAGUUAUCACUACAUAACCAUACUGAGAGAUCCCGUAUCCCGUUAUCUAAUUAAGGAAAUCACAUCUAUGGGCACAGACCCUAAGAGGGCGGGUACAGAGCAGUUCGCCUCUAUGAGAGACCUGUACAUCAAAAAUGGACAAGGCUUUAUCCUGGUGUAUAGCUUGGUCAACCAGCAGUCUUUCCAGGACAUCCGACCAAUGCGGGACCAAAUAGUUCGAGUAAAGCGCUUUGAGAAGGUACCGCUGAUCCUGGUUGGAAACAAAGUUGACUUGGAGUCCGAAAGAGAAGUGGCUGGAUCGGAUGGAAGAGCUUUGGCUCAAGAGUGGGGCUAUGAAUUAUUCCUCAUUGCCGGAAAAGCAGGAACAGUGCUGCACCGCCUGUGUGGUACAGUAAAUUUUGAGAUUGGCUUUUAUCGGGAUCACCACAAGCAAUUGAUGCACCAAGAAUCUGCGCACAACUUUACCCUUCUGCCAACAGUUUUUCCCGACGCUUUUUCACAAAGCUUCUGCAAGAAAAUAAGGAAAAGUUGGCACUAUUUUUGA